AUGCGCCGACAGGCCGUGCGAUCGUGGCCGACAGAGAUGCAAGCGAAGGUUGGAACCACUUUCUGCGGUGAGAUAACGUGGAUGAGUCUGGACAGCGAGGACAAGGAAGUUGAGGUUGGGACGGCUUGGACAAGUUACCAUGCGUCAGUCGCCAAGGAAAGGUACCAGGGCAGGCGGGCCAGUACUUUAGAUGAUGUGAUGUUUGCCACUAAUUUUAGCGACCUUUCCCAGUCAACCCCCGCAAGCUCGGGUGUCUGUGUCGAGAAAGAGCCCAAGCCACCUCACGAGUCGUCAUCUCAUGGGACAGCUCCCGGUUACUUGAUUGAGAGUACUCUGUAA
Molecule: messenger RNA, 339 nt
Organism: Clonostachys solani
Lineage: Eukaryota; Fungi; Ascomycota; Sordariomycetes; Hypocreales; Bionectriaceae
Source: the annotation of a GenBank genome assembly